Molecule: messenger RNA, 1002 nt
Organism: Gloeophyllum trabeum ATCC 11539
Lineage: Eukaryota; Fungi; Basidiomycota; Agaricomycetes; Gloeophyllales; Gloeophyllaceae
Exons: 8
Coding region: 1-1002 (333 amino acids)
Biological process (GO): protein peptidyl-prolyl isomerization
Cellular component (GO): intracellular membrane-bounded organelle
Molecular function (GO): peptidyl-prolyl cis-trans isomerase activity
Source: RefSeq, a predicted model, not a curated record
AUGCCCCGUCCAAGGGUGUUUAUGGACUUUGCUGUCGACAACAAUCCCAUAGGAAGGGUUGUUAUCGAACUAUUCAAUGACGCAGCACCCAAAACAUGCGAAAACUUCCGAGCUCUAUGCACUGGGGAGAAGGGCCUGUCGCCAGUCUCGGAGCGUCCAUUGUACUACAAGAAUAGCAUUAUCCAUCGUUCAAUCCGGGACUUCAUGAUCCAGGGCGGAGACUUUACGAAACGGAACGGCACAGGCGGCGAGAGCAUCUAUGGGGGUGCUUUUGAGGACGAGGACCUCUCCCGGCCCCUGGAUUCUGAAGGCUUGGUAUGCAUGGCCAACAAGGGUCCCAAUACCAAUGGUUCUCAAUUCUUCGUCACGCUACGUGACUGCCCACAUCUAAACGGUAAGCAUGUCGUAUUUGGGAAAGUCAUUAGAGGCUACGAGGAAGUCAUCAAGAAGAUUGCCGACAUUCCCGUUGACGAGAAGGAUCGUCCUCAGGUGCCCGUGGUCAUUGCGAACUGCGGGGAACUACAGCUGAAGAGCAAGGCGCAAGCGGGUGAUAGAAAGGAGUCGGAGAAGUCGACGCAGUCGAGAGAACGGAGCGGAAGCGCGCCCUCUUCAGAAAGUGGAGAUGAACGGUACGAGAAACACAAAAGGCGGAGGCGAUCCCGCACACCCGAACGAGAUCGCGAACACCGCAAGAAGCACAAGCAUAAACGCAAGCAUGGCAGAAGUCGCUCUCCAGGUGGCACCCAGGAAGCGAGUAAUUCCAAGAAAGACGUGGAUGUGGAGGAGACGCCCGAAGAGUAUGAUGCGAGAUUAGAAAGGGAAGAGCAGGAGCGUCUUGCCGAGGAGCGGCGGAGACACUUGGAGUCCCUCAAGAGCAGAUAUGCGAACUCUGCAGAGAGUGAGACCGGGAUUCGAUUCAAAGGCCGGGGACGAAUGAAAUAUGUCGACCCUGAGGUACGCCAAGGUAGACAAACCGGCGAUAACAACCUUUACAAACGUUGA